Aspergillus mulundensis is the source of this 2430-nucleotide messenger RNA. Its product is annotated as NEDD4 family E3 ubiquitin-protein ligase. Gene Ontology annotation, molecular function: protein binding; ubiquitin protein ligase activity. Bases 1 to 2430 code for a protein of 809 amino acids. The record is from RefSeq and is a predicted model, not a curated record. NCBI's taxonomy places the organism in Eukaryota, Fungi, Ascomycota, Eurotiomycetes, Eurotiales, Aspergillaceae. Gene Ontology annotation, biological process: ubiquitin-dependent protein catabolic process. The transcript has 8 exons.
AUGAUAGUUAUCGCUGCUGAUGGCCUAUACAAGCGCGAUGUCUUCCGUCUACCCGAUCCCUUCGCCGUGGCCACCGUUGGAGGUGAGCAGACACAUACGACGUCAGUGAUAAAGAAGACGCUGAACCCGUACUGGAACGAGAUGUUCGAUCUGCGGGUCAAUGAAGACAGCAUCCUUGCAAUUCAGAUAUUUGAUCAGAAGAAGUUCAAGAAGAAGGAUCAAGGCUUCCUUGGCGUGAUCAACGUGCGGAUCGGAGAUGUCAUUGAUCUACAGAUGGGGGGCGAUGAAAUGCUCACGAGAGACUUGAAGAAGUCAAAUGAUAAUCUUGUCGUCCAUGGAAAGCUUAUAAUCAACUUAUCUACCAACCUCAGCACGCCCAAUCCUAACCAAGCGAACGGUUUGCAUCGGACACAGCUCGGAGCGUCGACAUCUAGUGGACUUGUUCCGCAAGUGGCACCGGCACCCUCAAUACCCCCUGCUGGACCUAGCUCUGUCGAUCAAUCGGCGGCUGCAUCGAGUGCUUCAUUGCAUCCGCAGCGUGUCCCGUCCACUACCCGACCGACCAGUCAGAUCGCCCCGCCCAACGGUGCGCCGCCGAUCGCCAACGGACAGGGCGCCCUUCGACCCAAUCUCAGUUCUUUUGAGGAUAACCAGGGACGACUACCAGCAGGCUGGGAGCGACGCGAGGAUAACCUGGGAAGGACUUACUAUGUGGACCACAACACUCGAACCACUACGUGGAACAGGCCAUCUGCCAACUACAAUGAGCAAACGCAGCGCACUCAACGGGAGGCCAAUAUGCAGUUAGAGCGGAGAGCACACCAGAAUCGGAUGCUUCCUGAAGACCGGACUGGAGCCAGCUCGCCCAAUCUAUCAGAAACUCAGCCGCAAGCUCAAACUCCGCCUGCAGGCGGCAGCGGCGGCGGCAACAGCAACAUGGUUUCCAUGAUGGCCACAGGGGCUACCACUGCAGGCACUGGUGAGCUUCCGCCUGGUUGGGAACAGCGGACCACUCCCGAGGGCAGGCCAUACUUCGUGGAUCACAACACCCGUACCACAACCUGGGUAGACCCGAGGCGGCAGCAGUAUAUCCGAAUGUAUGGCCAGAAUGCUAGUGGUGGCAACACCACCAUUCAGCAGCAACCUGUCUCUCAACUAGGGCCAUUACCCAGCGGGUGGGAGAUGCGCCUGACAAACACGGCUCGGGUCUAUUUUGUCGACCACAAUACUAAGACAACAACAUGGGACGAUCCCCGCUUGCCGUCCUCGUUGGAUCAGGGCGUGCCGCAAUACAAGCGUGAUUUCCGACGGAAGCUAAUAUACUUCCGGUCACAACCGGCGCUGCGCAUCAUGUCCGGCCAAUGCCAUGUCAAGGUUCGCCGAAAUAACAUCUUUGAGGACUCAUACGCCGAGAUCAUGCGCCAAAGUGCGUCCGAUUUGAAGAAGCGUUUAAUGAUCAAGUUCGACGGCGAAGAUGGCCUGGACUAUGGUGGUCUCUCCCGUGAAUUCUUUUUCCUCCUUUCUCACGAAAUGUUCAAUCCGUUUUACUGUCUUUUCGAGUACUCUGCGCACGAUAAUUAUACCCUACAGAUUAAUCCCCACUCAGGUGUCAAUCCCGAACAUCUGAACUAUUUCAAGUUUAUUGGACGAGUUGUUGGAUUGGCCAUUUUCCACCGUCGCUUCCUUGACUCAUUCUUUAUUGGAGCCUUCUACAAGAUGAUGCUACGCAAAAAGGUGUCGUUGCAAGACAUGGAGGGUGUAGAUGAAGAUCUGCACCGCAAUUUGGCAUGGACACUGGAUAAUGAUAUUGAGGGCAUCAUUGACUUGACCUUUACGGUUGAUGACGAGAAGUUUGGAGAGCGCCGUACAAUCGAGCUGAAGCCUGGUGGUGACGAUAUACCCGUGACAAAUGAGAACAAGCACGAAUACGUCGAGCUUGUUACGGAAUGGAAGAUUGUGAAGCGAGUGGAGGAACAGUUCAAUGCCUUCAUGUCUGGCUUUAACGAGCUUAUCCCGGCGGAUCUGGUCAAUGUGUUCGAUGAACGCGAGUUGGAACUGCUUAUUGGAGGUAUCGCCGACAUAGAUGUCGAUGAUUGGAAGAAGCACACGGAUUACCGUGGUUACCAGGAACAGGAUGAAGUCAUCCAGAACUUCUGGAAAAUUGUUCGCACAUGGGACGCGGAACAGAAAUCCCGCCUGCUUCAGUUCACUACGGGUACAUCACGGAUUCCAGUCAACGGGUUCAAAGAUCUCCAGGGCUCCGACGGGCCGAGACGAUUCACUAUUGAAAAGUCUGGGGACCCAAUUGCCCUGCCCAAGUCUCACACAUGUUUCAAUCGUCUUGACCUUCCUCCGUACAAGACACAUGAGGCUCUGGAGCAUAAACUGUCUAUCGCUGUGGAAGAAACAUUAGGUUUCGGACAGGAGUAG